AUGGUAUCAUUGCGCAAGAUAUCGAUUCUGCUGGCUGCCAUACCGGCGUCCCAAGCCAUUGCCGUUGACCACAAUCCUUCUUGUCGCUGUCGCCCUCACGAAAAAUGCUGGCCGUCGAACAGAAAUUGGGAUGCCCUCAAUUCUACCAUCAAAGGCAAUCUACAAGCCGUUCGUCCCGUUGCAGCACCAUGUUUUAGGCCAUCUCCCAACACCGCUCUGUGCACCACGGCCGAGCACAACUCCAACAAUUCUGUUUGGCGAUCCGCCCAUCCUGGUGCUGUCCAAUGGACAAACUGGGAGGCAUGGCCAGAGCAAAACCAGAGUUGCUACUUUGAUCAACCUCAGGAUGUGCCUUGCAGACAGGGCCGCGUAUCUUUGUACUCAGCCCUCGUGGAGAAUGCACAACAGAUACAAGCCGCUGUUCGCUUUGCAGCCAAGUACAACCUUCGACUGGCUAUCAAGAACUCUGGCCAUUGCUUCUUGGGGCGUUCAACUGCACCAGAGUCUCUGCAGAUAUCGACUAAUAAGAUGAAGAGUAUGAAAUUUACAGACAAAUUCGUUCCAGAGGGUGCACCCAGCUGUGACUCAAAGUCCUUUGGUUCUGCUGUGACUAUAGGCGCUGGAGUCCAGCUGAAGGAAUUGUAUGAGGCGACCACGAAACACAAUGUGACCGUUGUUGCUGGACUGUCACAUACAGUCGGUGCAGCCGGUGGUUACAUCCAAGGCGGAGGACAUUCACCGCUGGGGAAUUGGAAAGGGAUGGCUUCUGAUAACGCAUUGGAAUUCAAGGUUGUCAACGCCAAGGCAAGUUCUCCUGGCGAGCUGCUUACUGCCAACAACUACAAGAACAAGGACCUCUUCUGGGCGCUCCGCGGAGGAGGAGGCGGCACGUUCGGCGUGGUCGUCAGUGUCACUAUUCGCACAUUCCCAGACGUACCCAGUGGUCUUGUGGUGCUCGGCUUCGGUACUCUCGCAACCAACUUAUCUGCAUACUGGGAGAUGGUUAGGGCCUUCCACACUCACCUCCCAUCUGUUUCUGCAGCCGGAGGAGCGGGCUACUACACCAUCAGCCCAAAGCCAACAGACCUCAAUGGCACACAGAUACUCCUAAUAACAGGGGCAUUCGGAUUCGUCAACGAGACAAAUAAGGCGGUCAUUGAAAAGGCCAUGGCGCCCAUGGUGGCAGAAGUCAAUAAAUAUGCUGCCCCAGGAUCAGUCCACAACAUCUCCAUGAUCCCCCGAGUCUCAGACUUCAUCCUCGGCGCACUCCCAGAUGCGGCCGACGUCACAGGCGGCAUCCUCACGCUCGGCUCCCGCCUAGUUUCUCGAGAUUUCCUUCUCUCCAAAGACGGCCCAACACGUCUCACAAACGCGCUUAGGGAUAUUUCCAAGUUGUCACCCACCGUCGGAUACACAGGCCACGUCGUGGCUGGCGGAGCAGCUGCCGACAAGACCAUCGACUCAGCUGUCAAUCCUGCCUGGCGGAAGACCCUCACCCAUAUUGCGUUUGGGGCAGAUUGGAAUAGCACUACGUCUGCAAAGGAGCAAAAGGCUAUCCAGGAGGAAAUGACGAAUAUCAAAGUAGAAAAGCUGCGAGUGCUGGAGCCGGACAUGGGUGCUUACUUGAACGAAGCUGAUGCCAACGAGAAGGACUUUCAGAAAUCCUUUUGGGGCGCCAACUACAAGAAGCUGUAUCGGGUGAAGCAGACUGUUGAUCCGGAUAAUUUGUUCAUUGCGCGGAAGGGGGUUGGAAGUGAGGACUGGGAUGACGCGGGUUUGUGUAGGAGGAUGACGAAGAAGAUGGUGCAGCAGUAUUAG
Pochonia chlamydosporia 170 is the source of this 1818-nucleotide messenger RNA. Its product is annotated as FAD binding domain-containing protein. Lineage: Eukaryota; Fungi; Ascomycota; Sordariomycetes; Hypocreales; Clavicipitaceae. The transcript has 2 exons. Gene Ontology annotation, molecular function: FAD binding; oxidoreductase activity. The record is from RefSeq and is a predicted model, not a curated record. Bases 1 to 1818 code for a protein of 605 amino acids.